Molecule: messenger RNA, 4852 nt
Organism: Pocillopora meandrina
Lineage: Eukaryota; Metazoa; Cnidaria; Anthozoa; Scleractinia; Pocilloporidae
Source: the annotation of a GenBank genome assembly
UUGUUUAUAUUUGUGUGCUUUUUACAGCCUAUUACAUGCCGCGCUGCUGUAGCUUGGGAAGCCAACAAACCUCUUGUCAUAGAAACCAUCGAGGUGGCCCCACCUAACGUUGGAGAAGUACGCGUCAAGCUCGUGGCCGCUGGUGUAUGUCACUCAGACGAAAAUUUCCGGAAGGGACAUUCAGACGACGUUUUCCCAGGAGUGUUUGGUCACGAGGCAAGUGGGAUUAUUGAAAGCAUUGGUGAAGGAGUCAGAUCAGUGAAGCCUGGUAUUGCAUUUAUAUUAAAUGUUACUACAAUCAAGUAGCUUUCGAGAGACUACCUAACGAUAUACAUGCAGGUUUGAGUACCAUCGAGAAAUGAAAACGAAGCCAGUUGAAUAAUGGUUUUAAAUGACAGUCUGCAGAAGGCUUCCUGAGCAUCAGUUUCGUGGAUAAUUGAUCAUUUCUGAUUGUUUCAAGAUUUCCGCAAGUGCUCACCUGAAAGUACGAGUACGACAUGCGCUACUCUUGUACCUAGUUUUCUCACGACCAUGUUUACAGUGGAACACUACAAAACAAAAGAAAUAUCUAGGAAAGAAAUUUAAAACUGCAAAACAAACGUCAUUCUUUUGACUAAAUCAGGCGAGCGGAAGUAGGUGCGAGGGCUUGAGGAGGAGAGCGUCAAUUUUCGCAAGUGAUUUCCGCCUUGCGACCUUUUUGCGUUCCCGUGAAAAAUGUCAAACAAAAAUUUGCCUGUGCAAAGGAGACAAUUUGAAGCGCUUCGAUGGUCCCUUUUUUUGCCUUCAAAACUGAUUAACCUUGGGUGUAUUUGCCUGAAAUGCUAAAUAUCCUCUCUUGUUCACAGGUGAUCAUGUGAUACCGCUGCUCCUUGCUGAAUGCGGGGAGUGUGCAUUUUGCAAGAACUCAAGGACUAAUUUUUGUGUCAGGUAGAAUUUUUUGUGGAGAAAAAUUUGUUGUGUAUUACGAGGGAACUUAAGUAGUCAGGACGGCAACGUCGAGAAAGAAGUCGAUUAAAAAAAUGAAUUUGUAAUUGUAGUUAGAAUUUCGCGAAGGGCUGGAUGUGUUCUCUUACGGCGCCAUACCAUACCAUACCAUAGAAGAGAGAAAAAUGUGAGUUCUCCAAGAGGAUUCAAGGCACAAGUAUUUCGAUUUCGCGGUACCAUACUCUACCAACCCACCCACAGGGAGCAAGUUUGCGAUCUUUGCCAAAGUCAAUUUAUAAGUAAUGACCUCGAUGGGGAGGUAACCGUUAGCCGUGAAACGACCAAAAAUUUGGGCGUUAAGAGGGAAAAAGAUGACAAAUUUUAACCGCUAGUCGUAAAAAAAAAAACUAACCUAAUUUUUUUUAUUUUAUUCGCUAAAGAAGAAAGUUAACCGUCAGCCAUAAAAACCCGUCAGACCAUUGAGAUCCUUUUAGAUGCGAUUGCUGCGAUAUGCGUUGGCAUAUUGCUGCAAUCAGUGGGGGUGGAGGGGAGAGCAACGCUGUUUGAUUAACCUUUUCGCUCGCAAGAUCUUCUCAGUAAUUCUCCUUACGGUCAGCCGUACAAUUCCUAUGAUGAUAGCCUAGAGAAUCCGGUAUUGGAUCAACUGAUAAUCCCCUAAUUACUAUUUCUGCUCGAUAUUGUAAUGUUACUGUAAGGAGAAAUUCUGUCUUGAUCACUCAUAGGACUUGAAGGUUAAAGUAUGCGGAAAAUUUUUUAUCUUCUGCAUUUUGAACCCAGGCCAAUCGUUAGAAUUUUGUGUAUGGUGCCGCCAUUUUUGAUGGCCCUUCUUGUUAUUGCACACAAGCGUUAUUUACGUCAAGACUGUCUUUUUGCGAAUUUGGAUAAAAGUGCAGUGUGACGUCAUAGGCACGCGGCCAGGUUGCUGGGCAAUUUUAUAAACAGCCCGCAGCGGAGUUUCAAGCUCAUUUGAUCUCCAAGAGUUUUGUUUCGGAAAUUCACAACGAUUCCUUGCAAUUAUCCUGAAUUCAUAGAAAGUUUUCCUUCAAAAAUUUCUGAAAGAUGUAAUUAUGUUAGAUGCUGUUAUAAUCUUCACUGAAUUACCAAUCAAUUAUUUGCCGCUUAAAAUGCUUCAGGGGAGUGCGCAUGAGAGGUGAGAUGCUUGAUGGUACCAAACGGUCCACGUCCCGAGGGAAACCGCUAUGUCAGCUUAUGGGAGUCGGCGCAUUUAGCGAAUACGCUGUCCUCCCAGAAAUAGCUGUUGCCAAGGUGUGUGUACCUGCAAAAACUUAACUCACAGCCUUGUAUACUUAAUUAUAAUGAUAAUGAUAGUAAUAAUUAUGAUAAUAAUAAAAAUAAUGAUAAUAUUCUUUUUUUAUUGAGGGUAGUACGAAAUAUCACAAGAUAAUUUAUUUUUCGCUCCAGUGAAAAACAAAAAGACAAAACAAACUAAACAAAAAAAAAUAAUAAAAUAUUUCAAAGCGCACAACUUUUCCAUACUUACACGAAAUAUAGUACUGUAGUAAUUGUGCUUCAUUUAAUGAAAGUAUACAUAACUGAACAUAUUUUAGCGGUUAUGUUUGAAUGAUUUUCUUGAAAAUGAACUCUUUUAUACAGUUCACUUCAUACAUUCAGGCGGUAGAGGGUGACACUUUCAAUCUCAAGGGCUUGGGUUCGAGCCCCCCACGUUGGGCGAUGGCUAUCUGUCAUUUUAUAAAUUCUUGCCGUGCGAUUUUUGCAAACGCCCAGAAUCUGUCAAUCAAUUGAUUAUUUAUUUAUCCACUUAUAUUGUGGCACGAAAAAACCAGGAUUUGCCACCCCCGUGUAAAUCUAAAGCAAAUGUGGCAUUUACCCCAUUUGCACCACAUUUGCUACGGCUUUGGACCAGAUUUGCUGACAUUUGCACUGUGCAAAUGUGGUGCAAAUCCGUAUUUUCGUUCAGUAUGCAAUUUUUUUUUACAGAUAGCUGAGAGUGUCCCUCUUAAAGAGGCUUGUCUCUUAGGUUGCUGUGUUCCAACUGGAUACGGUGCUGCUGUCAAUGUAGCCAAGGUUUGUGUUAAGAGCGUUCUGCGAUUGAGUGUUAUAAACCGCAACCUAAGGUAAUCACUUUGGCCGACCAGCCCAAAGAAAAUUGACUGAUGUGAAUUCUUUCAAUCGGUCUCGUAUGCUAAAAAUAGAACUGAUCAAGUUGCGCGUUGCGACAGGUUUUUUUUCCUAUGCUUUGGCAGGAUGGUGGCAAAAACUGCUCCAAUUUUUUCCAUGUUACUGUUUGAUAUACAAUAACGCAAGAAAACGAGUAGGAGCAAGUUCAUUGAGGAUUGGGAACCAGUGAGAGUUCGUUCCUCUCCCCUUCCCUUAGGCCUGAACUCUAAAAUCCCAAACUCGGAGACGCUCAAAAUCCAAAUGUAAGGUGGACAGGAGUACGAAGGGGGAGGGGGAGAAGGGAAAUUUGAUGAUGGAACUCCUACAAGUCUUACAACUGCAUGGACUAUUGCUUCUCUGCGCCUGCUGUGAACUACUUAAAACUCAUUUUUUAUUCUUUACCUCGUAAGGUUGAGCCUGGCUCAAGCACAGCUGUGUGGGGACUGGGUGGAGUUGGACUUUCCGCAGUGAUGGGGUGUAAGGCUGCUGGGGCCACAAGAAUUAUUGGUAUUGAUAUUAAACCGGAGAAAUUCCAACUAGGUAAGCGACAUAGCGUGUACUUCAAUUUUACAUUGGACUCACAAUUUUUGCAUUAAAUGUGAAAAUAAGUGAUUUUUUACCGCUGCUUUAAGAGUUAUAUUCAAAUUUAACUCCUCUAAAAUUACAAAAAAAUUUCUUUUUGUACGUACGAAGUUUUACUAUAAGUUGUUGUCAAUUACAAAUCAUUUCAGCGUUUUUCCUUGCAGCUAAAGAACUUGGUUGCACUGAAUGCGUCAACCCUAAAGAUCAUGAGAAGCCUAUACAACAGGUAGACCAAUUUUUCCACAGGCGUAAAAACUAUAUUUUGAUGUUGAAUUUAUGUCACGUAAGUAUUUAUUCUUUGUCGCCUUUUACCCUUCAGUCGCUUACUACUUACAGAACUCUGCUUGGCAGUUAAGUCAAACGUAACCUUUAACAACGUUUUUCCUUGGACAUUCCGUUUCUAAGUUGUCAUGAUCAAUUUAAUUUGCAGGUCUUGAAAGAAAUGACUGAAGGAGGAGUGAAUUACUCAGUUGAAUGUGUUGGAAACGUUGAAACAAUGGUAAAUAGAAACUCUUGAUUGCACUCGUCGACAAAUGCUUGAAAGUCUAUGGUGUAAACUGACCGCAAGUCGACUUAAAAUCAAUUCAAUCGCGUUAGUUUUUUUUAACUCAUUGUCCGCUGAAUAAAUUUUUAGAGUCAGCGCUUGCGCCACUCCAGUAGACGCCUUAAUCCGUCACACUAUCUUCGAUUCCGUCAUUUUUAGAAACUUCGUUUUGUUGCGCAAUGCUUGUGGCAAACAUUGUUUUGACCGGCAUUACCGAACGUGUGUUAGAUAUAAAUCGAGUUAAUAGCCUGGAAUUCUCAGCAGCACGGUUGAGAAAGCAUUCGGCUAUGAAAACGGAAAUGGCUGGGGCUCGAAUCAUCUCGGAGCACUCAUAACUUUCUCUAACCCAUCAUUGUGGCAGGUGUUACACAUCUUUCUUUAAUUUGCAGUAUUUACUACUACCUCUUCGAGGCGAGAAAAAGCCAGCAUGGCAACCAAACUCUUUUUGAAAAAUCUAUCUUGGACAGAAGUUUUUGUCUUUCCAUUGUCUUUCUGUAGAGGGCUGCAUUCGAAGCGAGUCACCCUAUCCUUGGUACAACUGUGCUUGUUGGAAUAGCUCCUCAAGGUGAAGAACUUAAAAUAAAUCCGAGAGAUUGUUUUUUUGGAAGAACCAUCAUAGGAACGCUUUGUGGAGGUAAGAUU